Molecule: messenger RNA, 678 nt
Organism: Ahaetulla prasina
Lineage: Eukaryota; Metazoa; Chordata; Lepidosauria; Squamata; Colubridae
Gene: ZMAT4
Product: zinc finger matrin-type 4
Exons: 5
Coding region: 1-678 (225 amino acids)
Cellular component (GO): nucleus
Molecular function (GO): nucleic acid binding; zinc ion binding
Source: RefSeq, a predicted model, not a curated record
AUGAAGUCAUCGGAGAUCGAUCAAGAAUUAUUCACAGAAAGUUACUGCCGGGUAUGCAGUGCGCAGCUAAUAUCGGAAUCGCAGCGUGUGGCUCACUACGAGAGUCGGAAACAUGCCAGCAAAGUUCGGCUUUACUACAUGCUCCACCCGAUCGAUGGAGGAUGUCCUGCAAAGAAGCUUCGGUCAGAAAAUGGUAAUGAUGAAGAGUCUGUGGAUAAGAACAAAUGCUGUACCCUCUGUAACAUGUCGUUUACCUCAGCGGUGGUGGCUGAGUCACACUAUCAAGGGAAAAUCCAUGCCAAAAGAUUAAAACUCUUGCUAGGAGUGCAGCCGACUUUAAAAGCCACCGAAACAAACCUGAGUUCUCUUAAGGAGCCGCAGGGGGACAGCUCUCCAGUAGUGUCUCCACCUCACCAGAGAAGAGAUUCUGACAGGUAUUGCCAGCUCUGUGCGGCUUGGUUUAACAACCCAAUGAUGGCACAGCAACACUAUGAUGGAAAAAAGCACAAAAAGAACGCAGCCAGGGCUGAUCUACUAGAGCAGCUAGGGAAGACAUUGGACCUAGGCGAGGUAAGAGGUCUGAAGCGGACAUAUACUUGCAACAUCUGUAACGUCACUCUAAACUCAAUAGAACAGUAUCACGCACACUUGAAGGGCUCAAAACAUCAGAACAAGUAA